Molecule: messenger RNA, 2525 nt
Organism: Sclerotinia trifoliorum
Lineage: Eukaryota; Fungi; Ascomycota; Leotiomycetes; Helotiales; Sclerotiniaceae
Source: the annotation of a GenBank genome assembly
AGUCCAAUUCUUUGAACCUCCUGAUCUUUCAAAAACAUCUAGAGAGCUUUCUACACCUUCAAAAGUAUGAGGUGGUACGAUGUGGUACAUGACAAGAGAUGAGCAAUAGAUUUUAGUUUAGACUCCCUUAUGAUAAUAUGUUGGUACAAAACUUCGCGCUCGCUUAUUUGUCCCAUCGAGACCCCUUUUCAUUAUAGUCCCAUAGCAGUUCUUUGUACAAUCAACACGGCAACUACCCUUCCAUCGUCCAGCCAAAGUUAUCGGUAUCCUCAUAUACAAUGAUACCAGCCACAGAUAUAGGUUCUCCAUCCUCGGAAGCAUUAUACCAUCGUAGAUCUCCCGAAACAUGGCCUACGGGAUAUAAUGAACCGAGAGGCGCGGACAGCGAGUUUAGUAAAGGUCAUCUCUCGAAAACUCGUUCUUUCGCUCCUUCAAAGACGAAAUUUUUCUUCAAGAAUUUUAUGGGCAUAUCGAUUCUCUUCUUGAUUUUGCUAAAUGUCCUACAAUCCGUUUUGAUUGUAUCGUUAGGCUCUAAAUCAUUGAAAAAAUGUCUCGCCUCACCUGUUAGUUACCCCUUUCCCCUUUACUUUGAAUGCGCAGUAACUCUAAGAACCAUUGCGAUACUAAUAAUCUAUGAAUCACGUAGAAAUUCCCGAACUUAGUCUCGACCGCUCUCACACCCGUCAUAUAUCUUGCACCAGUCGCUUUACUUCACGCAAUAUCACUGAUGGGAAUGAAGCUUGGCAUAAAACUCUACCAGGUCAUGGUGUGAGAGCUUUACCUCAAUCAUAUGUGGAAGCCAAUAAUCUUCCAGAGUCUACCGCAACUCACCUGUGCGAUGGUGACACGGAGCCUAAACACAUUUAUUUCAUUGAAUCUUAUUAUGUUUUGCACUGCCUCGUACGUCCUCAUUAUUUCUCAUCUACUCUUUAGAAACCUUCAUUCUCUUUCCCAGCCCUCUCUAACUCAAAAUAGCGUAUGCUCCGCAGCCUCUACCAUUCCUACGACUAUAACCUACGACUCGCACCAUUUCUUCCCCCAGCAGAUCACCCCUACCAUUGUUUCGAUCGUAUUCGUCAAUAUAUCAUGUGUAACCCAGAUUAUACACUCGUACCCAAUAUUGAGGACAUGGUAAAUCAGAUUGGACGUAACCGAAUAAAAAAAUGUAUGGAUUGGGAUGUAUUGAGAGAUUGGGCGGAAAAAUGGCACGGGGAUUAUAUGGACACGUUUGAAUUUUCGGAUAGAGAGAAGGAAUUGGGAGGGUAUGAUGAGGUGAAUAUUUAUGGGAACUAUAGAGAGGGUGAUGGAUUGCCGGUCGGUGAGCUUUAGCUUGAUGCUAGGUGAGCUGUGAGGUAUGGGAGUUGGAGGUAUGUGAGAAUGGUGAUGGGACUGAGUAUUUACGUGGGAGUUGUUACAUUUGCUUGUACUGAGUAUACAGUGCUAGAAUUAUGGACAUGUACAUGUACACUUGCGGAUGGUAUUGUGAGUAGCAUGCGAGGUCUAUACCGUAUGACAUAUAGCAGGCUUGGAUAAGUAAAGCCAUCUAGAUAUGACGGACUGGGCGUGAAGUAAGGAUACUCGUGCGGAACUAUUGUGUACCAACAACUUUACUUGCCAAUACUUUCUCCACUCAGAGAAAUAUCUUCCGUCCCAUCAAAAGUAAUCCCCGUCGGAAGUAACAAGACAGAGCGGAAAUCUUCCCAUUGGGACCCACCUACAUCCGCUCUCCUCGCUUCCGCCAUGAUCUGGCUCCACAAAACCCCCACCUCUUGACCAGAAAAGGAAAUCUUAAUAUAGUGUCAAAUACUCCUCUCCAUGGCAAGCAAAUAACAAGCCUACUCAGCUUCAAUAGUCCAAUGGUUAGGAUUCCACCCUUCCAAGGUGGAGGUCGGCGUUCGAUUCGCCGUUGUUGCAAUAUCUUUUUGGAUCUUUUGUGAUCUUUUUGAUAAAGAAAUCGUUAUAUUUUUUUCCCGCAGGUAGAUCAUCUGGGUCGUUCCGUCAUGUAGUCCUAGAUGUAGAUCUUUAUAUUUUGGCGAUCAAAGUUUUGAAGAUGUAAUAUACACCUUCAAUAUACACCUUCAAGAAAUGUGUGUUCCAAGCUAGCCCUGCACCUCGUUUCCCACCACGUGCACCAACCCACGAUCCAUUUUUCCUCUUAUAAUAUUUUACAAUCGUUCCAUGUCUAACAAAAUGAGUCCUAUAUAGAUUGAAAUUGAUCCCACUCUCUCAUCCAAUCAGAACAAUCAAUCCAAUUCAAAGCAAGUUGGCGCAGUGGAAGCGCGCCGGGCUCAUAACCCGGAGGUCCCCAGAUCGAAACUGGGACUUGCUAUAAAAGGAUCUCUCAUUUUGCACUUUUCGGCAACGAGGACAUUAUUUUAGGUUUAAGCGGCAAUUUAAGAGGUGAUAGGAGGCAAAUGGAAUUGGGAUUUAUAACUGUGAUAGGCUUUAUUGGUUCCCAUUGUGCAUGAAAAGAUCUGGACAUUAUCUUUCGACUCUGUAUACAAAGUUGUGUUGAGUUGCGAGGU